This is a messenger RNA of Apodemus sylvaticus (European woodmouse), 2117 nucleotides long. It is a transcript of the gene Cytip, whose product is annotated as cytohesin 1 interacting protein. NCBI's taxonomy places the organism in Eukaryota, Metazoa, Chordata, Mammalia, Rodentia, Muridae. The record is from RefSeq and is a predicted model, not a curated record. The transcript is spliced from 8 exons. Gene Ontology annotation, molecular function: protein binding. The coding region runs from base 111 to 1190 and encodes 359 amino acids. Gene Ontology annotation, biological process: regulation of cell adhesion. Gene Ontology annotation, cellular component: cell cortex.
AUGGGUUCUUUCUGCUUUGCUACUUUCUGACUGCGUGUCAGAGGGCUGUCCACUCUGCUUCCUCCCUCCUGCACUGAACCAUGUGUUGGCGGGCUUAAUCUCUGGACACAAUGUCUCUGCAAAGGCUUCUGCAGCAGCAAGGCAGCAAUGGCAAUCUGGAGUACUGCGCUGACCCCGUCUAUGGCUCCUGCUCCACACUCACGGGCCCGCUCACCAUGGAAGACAACCGAAGGAUUCAAAUGCUGGCAGACACUGUGGCUACGUUGCCCCGGGGACGAAAGCAGCUUGCGUUGGCCAGAUCAAGCUCUCUAGGUGACUUUUCCUGGUCUCAAAGGAAAGUUGUUACUGUGGAAAAGCAGGACAAUGGAACAUUCGGAUUUGAAAUUCAGACGUACAGACUCCAGAACCAGAACAUCAGUUCCUCAGAAGUAUGUACUAUGAUCUGCAAAGUGCAGGAAGACAGCCCUGCUCACUGCGCUGGCCUGCAAGUUGGUGACAUCUUUGCAAAUGUCAACGGUGUGAGCACAGAAGGCUUUACUCACAAACAAGUGGUUGACCUGAUCCGAUCGUCAGGAAAUCUGCUAACGAUAGAGACUCUUAAUGGAACGAUGAUUCACAGAAGAGCAGAACUUGAAGCGAAGCUGCAGACUUUAAAGCAAACCUUGAAGAAAAAAUGGGUGGAGCUCAGGUCUCUGCACUUACAGGAACAGCGCCUGCUGCAUGGAGACACAGCGACCUCCCCAAGUUUGGAAAACAUGGACCUCGAUGAGUCGUCACUAUUUGGAAAUCUCCUGGGGCCGAGUCCAGCCCUCCUGGACCAGCAGCGACUGUCCAGUGAGAGCAGCUGUAAGAGCUGGCUGAGCUCCCUCACAGUGGACAGUGAAGACGGCUACCGGACAAGCAUGUCUGAGGACUCCAUCCGGGGCGCCUUCAGUCGGCAGACCAGCACCGACGAUGAGUGCUUUCACUCUAAGGAUGGAGAUGAGAUUCUGAGGAAUGCUUCUUCCAGGAGAAACCGAAGCAUCAGUGUCACUAGUAGUGGGUCCUUUUCUCCCUUGUGGGAGAGCAAUUACUCAAGCGUGUUCGGGACUCUGCCCCGGAAAAGCAGACGGGGAAGUGUCCGGAAACAAAUUUUGAAAUUCAUCCCUGGCCUUCAUCGUGCUGUGGAAGAGGAAGAGAGUCGCUUUUGAUGGGCUGCAGAGACCUUUUGAAUUGGAUUGUUUCACAAUCCUCUCCACCCACCAAGAUGAACUCCUGGCUUAGUGGGAAAGUACAGAUAGACUGCGAAGCUCACAUCCCAGUCCAUGGCAGCAUUGACCUUUAAGUUCUUAUACUGUUAUUUUUGAGUCUUAUAUCAGAACUUAUAUUUUUUUCAAUCAAUAGAGCUCAAGUUCUAAGCAGACAUCAAGAGAGGAAAGUAUUAGGUUAAAUAAUGUAAUAAUAUGUCUGUUCAUUCUAAUGCUGGCUGGGAAAGUACAAAAAUAUUUAUUAUACUGACCACACAUAUAAAAAAAGUGGAGAAUUCUUAGAUCAAGUGUGAAUAUGGACUGAUAAUUAUUGGGUUGCUUUUCAUAUGUUAAUUUGAUAGACUACAAAACCUCAUGGUUGCUUAAUUUACACUGUAGCCUCUGGGGGAGCUCUUUCACAGAGAGAAUUUAAGUCGUUUUUAAACCAUUAAAGCGUCAUGAAAAAUAUGACCAUCAACAUCUUCUCACAUCAACAGUGUCAGUGAGGCAGGAGAGACGCCUGGUAUAGGUGCAGAGGAGAGCUCAUGGGAAUGGUGCCCUACGACACUCCCCACUCCAUCUCUAAACAAAAUGAGUGAGACUCAUUAUUUCUGCCCAUUUCAAUUUUUAUUUUCCACCUGAACAUGGAUGACAAGGCCAGAAAUCUCAGGAUCCUAUAGAUCUGUGAUUGUAUUUUGCUGCAAAUGUCUAAAGUUCUAAAAAUGAGAAUGGGGAAAUAACUUUUCUUCUGUAUGUUUUUCUCCUGCUACACCUCAUUAAACAUUCCACAUAGGUGUCCCCGCUCUCAGUUCCUUGUUAGCCUUGUUUGUAUUCGCACGUCAGUCAUGAUCUAAGUUAUCCAUUAAACUCUUCAUUCUGGUGACAAACCUA